AUGGAAGGUUCAAACAAUCCUACUCAGGAAGGUGAAGAACCCGAGAGUGGUGAAGUUGAAGAACCAAAGCAGGGGAUGUGUUUUACUUCAAAGCAAGAAGUGUAUGCAUUUUAUGCAAAAUAUGCGAAGCACUUUGGAUUUGCUAUAGCUUAUGGAACACAAAAUUAUGAUAAUGAUGGGGAACUAAAAUAUUUUGGAAUUGAAUGUACUCGAGCAAGGAUGAGAAGAAAAAGAUCGGAAGUAAACCCGCUAGAACCAUCUUUGUCAUCUAAAAAUGAUUGUAAAGCAAAAGUAAGAGGGAGUCUACAAAAGGAUGGAACAUUUAAGUUGACAACCGUUGUGCUGGAGCAUACUCACGACUUGGUUCCUAGUGACUCACGGCAUUUUGCAAUGAAUAAGAGAAUUCUAACUCCUGUGAAAAGAAGAUUAGAAAUAAAUGAUGAGGCAGGGAUAGGAGUGGCUAGGAAUUUUCAUUCUAUGGUUGUUGAAGCGGGGGGAUUUGAGGCAUUAACAUUUGACGAACGAGAUGCCAGGAAUCACAUUGACAAGGCUAGAAGAUUGAGGCUUGGAGUAGGAGAUGCCGAAUCAGUUGCGUUUUAUUUUCAUAGGAUGCAACAACAAAAUUCGAACUUCUACUCUGAAAUGGACUUUGAUGGAGAAGGACGCUUGCGGAACUUAUUUUGGGCAGAUGCAAGGAGUAGGGCAGCUUAUAAAGCAUUUGGAGAUGUUGUCACAUUUGACACAACCUAUCUGACAAACAAAUAUGACAUGCCGUUUGCUCCAUUUGUAGGAGUUAAUCACCAUGGGCAGUCAAUUUUGUUUGGUUGUGGGUUGUUAUGUAAUGAGAACACUGAGACAUUUGUAUGGCUAUUCAGAGCUUGGUUAAGUUGCAUGUCAGACACUCCUCCGAAUGCUAUAAUAACUGACCAGUGCAAAGCUAUGCAAAAUGCCAUACAAAUUGUCUUCCCACAAGCUCGACAUCGUUGGUGUUUAUGGCAUAUACUGAAGAAAAUUCCGGAAAAAUUGAGAGCCUGUUCGCAAUAUGAAUCCAUAAAGUUUGCUUUGCAAAAGGCAGUUUAUGAGUCUUUCACAAAAAAUGAAUUUGAUGAAGAAUGGCAAGCAAUGAUUGCAAAGUUUGGUCUACAUGAUAACGAUUGGUUGGGGGGAUUAUAUGAUGAGCGACAUAGGUGGAUUCCUGCCUAUGUGAAAGACAUGUUUUGGGCUGGUAUGUCAACCACACAACGAAGUGAGAGUAUGAAUGCAUUUUUUGAUGGAUAUGUCAACUCGAAAACUACUUUAAAGCAAUUUGUUGAGCAGUAUGACAAUGCCUUAAGAAGUAAGGUGGAGAAAGAGGCCAAAGCAGAUUUUAAAUCUCGAAACAAAUUGUAUGAUUGCCUAACGAUGUAUGCUUUUGAGAAGCAAUUUCGUGCAGCAUACACAAACACAAAAUUUAAAGAGGUUCAAGUAGAAAUGAAACGAUUAUUGUAUUGUCAUGCGACUCUUGUGGAAGAGAAAGGAUCAAUUUGUACUUAUCAUGUGAAAGAGGCUAUUCCAGUUGGUGAGCAAAUGAAGAAAGUGGAAUUUGUUGUGUACUGUAAUUCCAUUGAAUGUGACAUCCAAUGUAUGUGUCGGUGGUUUGAAUUUAGGGGCAUCAUGUGUGCCCAUUCACUUAGUGUGCUCCUUGAGAGGUCCACAUAUGAGGUUCCGGAUAAGUACAUUGUGCAGAGGUGGAGAAAAGAUUUGGAAAGAGGGUACACAUGCAUUCCUACCACAUACACUACAUAUGGGGUUGUUCUGAAUGCAAAGGUACAUGAUAACUACCACAAGACAAUGGAUGAAAUUAUAGAAAUUGCUUCCAACGAUGAUGCUAAGCACAAAGUCAUUCAACUUGGGUUAAUAGAAAUCAAGGAUAGAGUGAGACAGGUUGAGGCCGGUUGUGCGAGUAAUUUGCCACCUUCUACUAGUGGUGUCCCACAUUCUACUAGUACUGUCCAACCUUCUAAUACUUCCCCCAAAACUCAGGCCGGUCGUAGUUCUACAAAUGCAAGCAUGACUCACAAGGUGCUUAGUCCUAUGGUUGCUCGCCGAAGAGGUCGUCCAUGUACAAAACGGAAAGUUAGCAAAGUGGAUGAAAUAGUAAAUCGGUUGAAGGGGAAGAAUAAAAGGGCAUCAAAAGUACAGGGUCGUAAGUUGAAUUUUGCUUCUAUGGAUGGAAUGCAAGCGAGUCCGUGUAUUGAUGGCACACAGGAGAGUAUGUACGUACCGGCACAAGGUAGCCCAAUGCAAAUGGUGGAUAAUAUUGGAAGCGGAUCUGUUAGUCAUUCACGAAUGGUCACCAAUAUAAGCAGUCAAAGUGGACCAAUUGGUUCAAAAUUUAUUGAGUUGAAUAUAGAUGUGGAUCCAAAUGCCCCUUUCUAUUUCUAGUUUUUUAGUAGUUAUUGUAAGACUUUGUUUUGUAAACUUUCAAUCAAGUCUCAUAUAGUUUAAAGUGAUUUUGGAUCCAAUCAAGUCUCAUAUGGGGCUG
Camellia sinensis is the source of this 2524-nucleotide messenger RNA. The record is from RefSeq and is a predicted model, not a curated record. NCBI's taxonomy places the organism in Eukaryota, Viridiplantae, Streptophyta, Magnoliopsida, Ericales, Theaceae.